Gorilla gorilla gorilla (western lowland gorilla) is the source of this 1042-nucleotide messenger RNA. Its product is annotated as keratin-associated protein 9-2. The record is from RefSeq and is a predicted model, not a curated record. The transcript has a single exon. Bases 41 to 565 code for a protein of 174 amino acids. Lineage: Eukaryota; Metazoa; Chordata; Mammalia; Primates; Hominidae. Gene Ontology annotation, cellular component: keratin filament.
CUCACCUCUGAACAGAAGCCCACCCUCCACCCCUGACACCAUGACCCACUGUUGCUCCCCUUGCUGUCAGCCUACGUGCUGCAGGACCACCUGCUGCAGGACCACCUGCUGGAAGCCCACCACUGUGACCACCUGCAGCAGCACACCCUGCUGCCAGCCCGCCUGCUGUGUGUCCAGCUGCUGCCAGCCUUGCUGCCGCCCAACUUGCUGUCAAAACACCUGCUGUAGGACCACCUGCUGCCAGCCCACCUGUUUGACCAGCUGCUGCCAGCCUUCCUGCUGCAGCACACCCUGCUGCCAGCCCACCUGCUGUGGGUCCAGCUGCUGUGGCCAAACCAGCUGUGGGUCCAGCUGUGGCCAGAGCAGCUCCUGUGCACCUGUGUACUGCAGAAGAACCUGCUACUACCCCACGACUGUCUGCCUGCCUGGUUGCCUAAACCUGAGCUGUGGCUCCAGCUGCUGCCAGCCCUGCUGCCGCCCAGCCUGCUGUGAGACCACCUGCUGCAGGACCACUUGCUUCCCGCCCACCUGUGUGUACAGCUGCUGCCAGCCUUCUUGCUGCUGAUCACGUUCCAAGAGAACCACCAUCCUCACAUGACAACUUUCUGCUCAACUGACUCAUCUUUUGGGGGACUAAUUUAAUUUGCUGCUGACAGCCACCAUGCUCUCACCCAAAUUUUUAUGAAUUCUCUACAUGUUUAAAAUCUUGGGAAUCUACUUGAGGGAGGGCAGAAUACUUCAUCUUGAUUCUCUUUUUCCUUACACCUUGUGGAUCAUGUGCCAGUUUCGUCUGUUCUCAAUUUUGAGUCAUGGUCUCAGCUUUGACUCUAAAGUCAAGAGCUUCAUUCUCUGCUUCUGAGGAAUUUAGGCUUCUGCAACUGAUCAAUGAUCUUUGCAAUCUUUUUUUUUUUUGUUUUCAAUAUCCUCCUCAUCGUUCUUGUAUCCUUCUUUCUUCUUUUCAUGAUAAAUUUGGGUUGUGUCCCUGGUAGCAGAGAUCCUUACCUGUAUGUUUCUGAAUAAAUUCUGAACCAUCCUCAUCUCA